AUGAAGAAUGUCACCAGUGAUGCUAUCGGAGUGAAAUGGAGGUGUAUGACGUAUACACCGAACGAAGAUAGCAACAUCGUGACUAUUACCUUGAAAGUUCCCGUGCUGUCAGUAGUCUUAAAGACUCCCUCGACGGCAUCUGUUGUGGUAGUUGAGAAGUCCUCUCCUAUUGACUUUUGGUGUGAGGUGCCACGUUCACUUCCCAUGUCAACGAUACAGUGGUACCAUGACAACAGGACCCCGGGUGAAACAGAUGAUGAUGUGCGGCUCUCCAAACCGCAAGAAUCCACAUCGGAUAACGAUGAUUUAACCAUUAAAACUACCAGCAAUAUGCAAUUCACACCCACACGUUAUCAUAAUGGAGUCCGCGUCUACUGCACUGCUUACAAUGGCUAUGGGAACACGCUGAUGUCAGAUAGGCCAACACUCAUCAAUGUCAAAUAUUCUCCAGACGGUCCCCCUGUAAUUCGAGGGGUUACAUCAAUCUCUAAUUAUUUCGCAAUACGCUCUACCAGUCAACUGCUUACUUGCUCGAUUAUUGGUGGAAACCCAUUGGCCAAUAUAACUUGGAGCUGUUACGGAGGCACGAUGGAUAACUUGCAAGUGUCUGGACAGAACGUUUCGAGGACGGUUACAUGGAUUGUAGGGUCAAACGAACAGCCAUGUACAUGUAUUUCAAACCAGGAAGUGGUCGGAGAACAACGCUCCAGCAUUAAUGUAAAGGUGUUAUACCCACCAGAUCAACCUCGAUAUGACGUCGGUAGCACUACCGUUAUUGCGUUAGGAACGAUACGUAUCGUCAAAAAUAGAGCGGUCGAGAUAACAUGCAAAAGUGACAGCAACCCUGCACCAUCAGUGUGGCGAUGGAGAAGACCUCCGAGUGCAAUGAUUCAGGCUCCAGGGAAGGUAUUGUCCAUCCCAAACUCUCAUUUGACUGACGCUGGUGUAUACACAUGCGAGGCGGAGAAUACUAUGGUUCCUUCGCAGGGGUCAAGUGUAAAAGGCAAAAAUAGUUCAUCCGUCAACAUUGAAGUGCUCUACCCGCCGUCAACUCCCGUGUUUCACUGGCAAAAUGAGACCGGGGCCAUUUUACCAGACAACACCGCUGUUGUUGUAAAAGGGGACUUCUUUACAAUCAUUUGUGAUUCCGACUCUAAGCCAGGACCUCCAGCUUACAGCUGGACAAAUAAACAAUGGACGGUUACCGCGAUUACUGAUGCGCAGAAAACAUGCACGGUAUCUAACACAUUAAAUCCUUCCGGUUACAAGGAGGAAUCGGGCUCUAACACAGCCACGGUGAUAAUUGAAACGCUCGAACCACCUGGAGAACCAACGUUCAGCUACAUUGACUGCCAGAACAAACAAGUAACCUUUGUUGAAGACAUAAAGAUUAAACUUGGCAUAGAUGUCAGUGUUACUUGUUCCUCUACCGGAAAACCACAACCGAGCUUCCAAUGGUCUUCUCAUCAGUCAAAUUCCCCGGAAACGUUCUUCCUACAAGGUGUCACCAGGCAACAUAAUGGAUCCUAUACAUGUACGGCAAGGAAUACGAUGAACACGACGUUCACUGGUUUAAGACCUGGAACAAAAUCGGCAGCCUUCAACUUAAACGUUUUAUAUCCGCCAUCAGUCGGUUUGAUUGAGAGACAGAUUUUGUUGGAGGGUGGAAAUCUUACGGUCGACUGCCCGGUACAGCCUGGGAAUCCGGUCAUAUCGACCAUCAAAUGGACAAGACGCGAAGGCACCAUUACAACUUCCACGACAAAUAAGGUCCUCAAACUUGUAGCCGUACAAAGACAUCAGUCAGACUACUACAGGUGUACAGCGACCAAUCGUAUGGUACCGUCAGGAUGUCCUCCUGAAGAUGGGUCGGAUUUCUCCGAGACUUAUAUCGACGUGCAAUAUAAAGCGUCCAUCGAGAGCUUUCGGGAGUCAUCCAAUCCGGCUGAUGUCGUAACGUUGAAUCAAGGGGACCCUUUAAAUAUCACCUGCACUGUGGACAGUAAUCCCGGGUCAUUCAUCAGCAUCAAGAACGCCGGUCAUGUAUUAAAUACCACACAGACUGGACGGAGCAUUAGUUACAGUGAAGGGAAGAGUGGACCAAGAGUACCACAGACUGUUACAUUAAUAAAAAACGUGACCAGUGAUACCAACGUGCCUGCAACUUUGUCCUUUUCUGUUGUCGCCUAUCCAGCAAAUGUUAAAUACGUGUGGAAAAAAAUUGAGUCCGAAACAUCUUUACGUACACUUGUUAACGACUCCAAAGUUACUAUUGUCAAUUCGGAAGAUGGACUUCAAUCAAACAUUACUAUCGGAAACGUGCAGGAAUCCGACUUCGGAGAAUACAGUGUCACGGCCACAAAUACGAUCGAAUCGACAUACGAACACUUUUAUCUGGUUCCACAAGGUAUUUUCUUUUAUCUACACACAAGUAAUAUGUUUGUUUACGCGAAACCGGAGACGCCAAAAAGCGAAAUCACUGUUUCUUCCGUGAUACUUUCCUGGGUGCCGGGUUUCAAUGGUGGUCUUCCACAGAAAUUUGUUAUCCAAUACAAAAGAAAGACAAAUACGAUUGUUGAUUUAAGUGCUGAAACAGAAUACGUAGCAAAUAUACAUGCGGUUAACUCAAUCGGAUCGUCUGGGAGCAUAAGCAUAUUCUUUACAACAUUGCCUAAAGAGGAACCCCUGCAUGAAACCAGCGUUGGGUCACUGGUGGGAGGAACAGUUGGUGGAAUAAUCGCGAUAGCUGCUAUAGUAAUAGCGAUCGUGCUGUUUCUCAAAAGAAAGUACACACUGGACUGUACUUGUUCAUUCAACAUGUCUCUUGCUAAACGGAAAGAUUUGAAUCCUGAGACAAACACAGAACAACGAAUUGACACACAUGAUGCUGCCAAUUCCGGAUACAGUUCAGCGUAUGAGGAAGUGUCCUUAUCAAGGGACCAUUCGGUUUAUGAUGCCCUUUGUCAGUACUUAAUCUUCUUUUUUAUACUGUUUGGCAAUUCUUGACUUAUAUGCAGAACCAUUUGUGUGGUUUUGAACAGUUGUAGUAUCCAACUUAAGCACGUUAAUAAAAUACACUCAGUUAAUUAAAAUAAUAUUGGUAUCUACAUAUUCUCAUUUCGUAGUCUACACGAGUAGCUACUUAUUUUAAACCUUCUGUAAAUGCAUGUUGUG
Molecule: messenger RNA, 3174 nt
Organism: Mya arenaria
Lineage: Eukaryota; Metazoa; Mollusca; Bivalvia; Myida; Myidae
Product: hemicentin-1-like
Exons: 14
Coding region: 1-3006 (1001 amino acids)
Molecular function (GO): protein binding
Source: RefSeq, a predicted model, not a curated record